Messenger RNA from Miscanthus lutarioriparius, 828 nucleotides. The record is from the annotation of a GenBank genome assembly. Lineage: Eukaryota; Viridiplantae; Streptophyta; Magnoliopsida; Poales; Poaceae.
AUGGGAAGGUCGUUCAGGGACUCGCUCAAGGUGCUCGAGGCCGACAUCCAGCACGCCAACUCGAUUGCUUCUGAAUUUCGAAGGGAAUACGAUGGCGCCUGCCUUCAGAUGAGGAUGGCAUACUGCCCUGCUGCCCACUUUUUCCUUUUUCUUGUGCAGUGGACAGACUGCAACCUUGCUGGUGCACUUGGGCUGUUGAAGAUUCUAAUUUAUAAGGUUUACGCUGAUGGGACAACCACCAUGUGUACUCAUGAAAGAAAAGCAAGCAUCAGGGAAUUUUAUGCUGUCAUAUUUCCCUCCUUGAUGCAAUUACAUGAAGGAAUCAAUGAAGUGGAGGAUAAAAAACAGAAAGCAAUAUGUCUAGAGAGGUACAGAAAACGAGAUGAGGAUCAGAAAACUGUGAUAUCUGAGAUUGAUGAUAAUAUAGAGGAGGAAUGUGGCAUAUGCAUGGAGAUAAACAGCAAAGUUGUUCUUCCAACUUGUAGCCACGCUAUGUGCAUUAAAUGCUACCGCGACUGGAGGUCAAGAUCCCAGUCCUGUCCAUUCUGCCGUGACAGCCUCAAGAGGGUAAACUCUGCUGACCUGUGGGUAUACACAGAUAACAAGGACAUCGUCGACGUGGAGACAGUCCGAAGAGAGAACCUGAGGCGACUCUUCAUGUACAUAGACAAGUUGCCCACCGUCAUCCCAGAAUCUGUGUUUGACGUCUACGACUCCCAUUUGUCAGGUGAGGCCGGCCUUUCAGGGCAAUCUCUGUCAGGUUCCUCAGUUGCGGGUUAUUUCUUCGAGAAAUGGCGCCAAUUGGUUCGUGGGACCAUAAAACGAUAA